AUGGCAAUGUCUCACAUCGGAAAACGCACGGUAUGCAACUCAGCUUCCGAAGUGAUUUCGCAACUCGAGGCGGUGCACCCCGCAGCCAAGUUGUUCUUAAUUCAGGCAGUCGUGCUAGCCGGCCAGAUCUGCGUCGAGCAACUCGAAACAUCGAACACGGUCUUGCUACAGUCAGCCGAUGACGUACGCCAGUUCAAUCGGUCUGAGGAUAGCAUCUGCGAUGCCGUCAUCAAGUCAUACGUCGACGCAGGAGUCAACGUCUUCUUCUGCGGCGGUACGGUCAGCGCGCACUCGCUGCAUUUUCUGGACAAGUACGAUUGCGUUUGUAUAUCGACCGGUUCGAAGUUUGAGCUAAAGCGCAUCGCACACAGCAUGCACGUCCCCGUGAUCCAGCAUCGUGAGCAACCCGCCGAGUCCGAGAUUGGGCUUAUCGCAAAGCUUGAGCCCGCGGAAUUUGGCGGCAGGUUGUUUACAUUAGUCGAGACCGUGGAACAAUACUGCGGCACGCUCAUUUUGCGUGGUAGUAGCGACCUGCACUUGGAGGAAUCUGAGUCAGCCGUCAAACAUGCGCUUGCUGUGUUGUCCGGCCAGCUAACCUUGCGUUAUAAUAUAAAUCUAUAA
Messenger RNA from Dermatophagoides pteronyssinus (European house dust mite), 621 nucleotides. RefSeq names its product probable T-complex protein 1 subunit theta. The record is from RefSeq and is a predicted model, not a curated record. NCBI's taxonomy places the organism in Eukaryota, Metazoa, Arthropoda, Arachnida, Sarcoptiformes, Pyroglyphidae.